Plasmodium knowlesi strain H is the source of this 4194-nucleotide messenger RNA. RefSeq names its product conserved Plasmodium protein, unknown function. The record is from RefSeq and is a predicted model, not a curated record. Bases 1 to 4194 code for a protein of 1397 amino acids. The transcript has a single exon. NCBI's taxonomy places the organism in Eukaryota, Apicomplexa, Aconoidasida, Haemosporida, Plasmodiidae.
AUGGAGAGCGCCAAGGACAAGCAUUGUUAUCCCCAGGAGCAUUGCAGUCCAUACGGAAUUUUCAAUAGCAUAAGAAAAUGCUACCGCUGUAAUGAAAGCGAUGUUGAGUCCUUCAUUUUUAAACAAGAGGGGUUACCCCUGAAUAAUGGGGAAGAACAUAACCAUUCAACAACUAACGCAUGCGCAGGUGCACUAAAAGGUGAACGCCCUUGGGACGAUCUUUUAUACAAAGGGAACUUUGAAGAGAGUUUAAAUAUUAAUCAAGCAAAUCGAAAAAGUGCUUCUACAUUAGUAAAAAGGGAGGAGGAGGGAACGAGCAAAAAUGAUACUGAACUGCUUGCCAUUAAAAAUGGCAUAAGUAACUAUGCCGAUGUGGCAAGAAGAACAUCACAUAUACUGCAAGCAGACGUUCCUUCUUGUGGAAGCGUAGUUUAUACUUCAAAGGAGACGCCAACAGGUAGGAUAUACAUUCCAAGGGUAAUAUCUGAUGAGAAGAUAAAAGCGCACAACGGCCUAUACGUUUAUGUUGAAGAAUGUGGCCUGCAUCGGGAAACGCGGGAGGGUAUCACAACAAGAGAACCACGUAGCACGGAAAAUAGUCUUAAUACUACUCUGAGUGAAGAUAAAUCAUUUAACUACACACGUAAGAAGGACGACCCGCAAAAAAUGGACAAUAUGAGAAGCAUGCAUCACCCCGAUGAUGAGCACAUCUAUGUCUAUAAUAACCUAACAGCACAUGACCAUGCAAGAGAUGAGUUAACACUGAAAAAAAUGAAAACAACGAUACAGCUUGGUGAUAUGUUAAAGGACGUUUCUAAAUCUAAAUACUUAGCGAGUCAUUCAGGACAAUUUCUCAACUCUGAAAUGGAACAACAAGAUGCAGUUUCGCCAUCCCUUAUGGAUAAGCAACUGACUAGGCAUAAAGAGUCCAACAGCAAUAAUCACCAAAAUUGGGAUACCUACACAAAUGGAGCAGUAACACCUAAAGGAUGCAGGAAGGAGGAACUUUUAUCUAUUAACAAUUUUACAACAGAAGAGACAAAUAUACAACCGCAGCUCUUUGACAACUUUAGUCAAACUGUUCGAAAGAAAAAAAAAAUUGUAAAAAUAAAAAGGAGAAUAAAAAUUGGUCUAAAAGGAAGAAAAAAGAAAAAAACUAAAAAUGUCUUUUUGAAGAAAAAGCCAUACAGUCGGAACGAACGUCGAAUUAGAAGAACAAGGAAAAUGAAAGUCACCUCCUCGAGAAAGAGAAUUUCAAUGAGUAAAGGAAAAAAGGGCUAUGCACACAGGAGGAAUAAAGGAAGAAAUAAGUUGGGCUCGAAAAAUGCUAAGGAAUGCGGUCCACUCAAAUUUCAAAUUAGGAAGAGAAAAAAAAGGUUUUCAUCAUAUAUGCGAAAUGGUAUGAAUGAGCAUAUGGCUCAACUCAUUUAUUCCAAGCUACAUGAGAAGAACGGGAAAAAUAAGCGAAGAGAAAGUGAUCCCUCGAUCCUGAGUCAAAGAAAGUUUUCUAGAAGAAAAUCACACAAAAAUGGGAAAAAAAUAAAAAAGACCAAGGGAGUCAAAAGAGACAAGAACGUUGAAAAAGUAGAGAAAAACAAUAUAGAGCUGGAUGAACAUAAAAAAUUGAUAACGCAAGAUAAAAUGCAAAGAGAUGAUGUUGAAGGAGCGUCUAUUAUAAAUGGCGAAGUUUAUCCAGAUAAGGUAAACAUCAUACCGGGAACAGAUUCAGACAGUUUUCCUAUCCUUAAAGUGUCCACCAAAAGUGUUGGGAGUGGCUCUUACUAUUUUUGCCUGAGUGAUGGUGUUAGUAACUCUUCCUACAGAUCAUUCCCUGUUGACACCCACAGUUUGGAUCUUUUAAGAAUCACGGAAUAUUCUGACUGUACAGAUGGUGUGCAUCGCCCCGGUAAGGCGGAAGCAGAGGAGGAAGGGUUCAGCGAUGUGACUACAAGGGGAAAGGAAGAGCUGUAUAAUAGUAACCCAGAUCAUUGUACCAAUUUGAAGGCCCGCGUGGGAAGAAACGCCAAAUGGGUGGAUCUCAUCAACAUAAAAGUCGAACAAAAGAAAAAUGUGCCAAACAAUACAAGAGAACGUUGCAAUGGUUCCAAUGGUUGUAGCAGUUUCGUCCAUAAUGGUGAGAUGAGCGCAGAAGAAGUGACGUCCAUAUGUGCAGGCGAUUGCGCCACCUUGGACGAAAACGAAGAGAGAUUGACAUUUGCAGUUCUGAGAAAGGUUGCCAAGUUUCUCAGCGGAAGAAAUGAAAACAUAAAAUCAGAUGAAACAAUAAAAGAGGGCACAAAAAGUUUUAACAUGGACAGGGAUGGACACAAAUUUUACCAAUUGGCAAGUAAUCCCUCAAUAGACAAAACUCUGGACGAUGGUCUUGUUUGCGAAAUGGUGACAAGUACAAGCGCGAUAAGAAGCAGGAGCGAUGAUUCCUUUUUCGAAAAAGCGAUUCGCAAUACAGAUGUGGAGAAGUCAGAAUUGAUUGAUACUUGCACGUAUAGGAAAUCGUGCCCAAAGGACAAGAACCUGUUCAUGCUUCAUUCGAACUUGUUGAAGCAGCGUUCCUUCUUCUGUCAACACGGGACACUAGAGAAUGAAGUAAUGUAUAUUAUAAACAGUUUAACAUUUUAUUCUCACAAAUUGAAGAAUGUACUGAACUAUGCCAUAGGGAGAUGUCCAAAUGGAGAUGCCUUACAGGUUAAGUUACUUACCCUCUGUUUUAUCAAUUUAACCGAAAAGGCAAGGAGAAGUGAUGGGUCUGCUGUAUGCCUUAAAAAUGUUUCAACUUUAAUGCAUGAACUAUUGGUGCGGGUGCGCUAUGGUGUGUUGAGCCUCUCAAAAAAUGAGUAUGUCACUAAAUUUGAGCAAGUCAUUAUGAAAACAUACCUCAUAGAGUUGAUUAAAUUGAGUAGACUAUUGUUAACAUCACUAGAGGGGAUAAAAAAACAUUUUACUUUAUCAUACGAGGGGGAAAUUCCCACCCAUAAUUUGGCAGUAUCCUCAUGGGGGGAAGUACCCAAAAUGAUCAAAUUGAAGACCUCGCUUGAAAAGCACCUUGUUCAUAAUUCAGAAGAAGAAAUGGUUUAUUUACCAGACGGUAAUGAUAGUGAAAGUGUCAUCGAUCAUGUAAAGGGAAAGGGAUAUGGGAUGGUUCCUUUGGUGGACAAUUCUAUGGAUGGGGACACAAAGAAGAUAAGUAAACUCACUAACGAUGUUGCGAAUGGGGUUGUGAAGGAGGUUGGGGCUUCUCAAAAUGGCUACCCUAGCUACUGCGCCAUUUACAAGCUAAUGAAGGAGCUGAAAAAAAAGUUGCUAUUUCUAGAACAGAAUAAUAAAUACAACUCUCGCACCUUAAGGCUAAUGUUGAAAUAUCUGGACAAGUUGAGUUACAUUUAUAGAGUGAAUUCUGCGCUGCUGCUUCGUCCCAGGGAAGGGAGGAUCGCAGCUGAUCAACGUGCCCGUCAAAUGGAUGACCAAAUUAGACGCAUGCUACAGAAGGUGGAGGAAAGAAUAACUUGUUCUAUCAGAGGGGACGAAGCCAUUUGCGAUAUAUCGAUAUUGUAUUCUAUAAAAAGUCUGCAAAAAAAAUUGGAGAAAAAUGCCUUUGCUUUUUUUGAUCAGUUAUCAGGGAAGGAUUCCUAUGGGGGGAAGUCUACUAGCAUUUCUCCCAGGUUACCUAAGCCAAAGUGGAGUUUGGAAUUAGAAGGGGAAGAAGUGGCACAUGCUGAAACGAAUAGUGUACGAAACGAAUAUCAUAGUAAACAAAUGAGAGCUCUACAUAAGUGUGACGAGAAAAAAACGUUCGUUGAGAAUUCUGUGUACAACUAUCACGACGAAACGGAGCAUCUAGAACGGCUAAAUGAAUGCCUAAAUGAGGUUAUAAUGAACAAGAAGGAGGAGCUAAUCAAAAACCCCAAUGGUCAUUACGCCAUGUUGAAAGAGUAUAAGGAAGAGUUGUCCCUAUUGAAUGACCUUCGAAAUAAUGAAAAUGCUUCAGUGAAUGAUAUUUUGGACAACAUGCCUAGCUCUAAGUUCAGUGAAAUAUUAGGUGCGUAUGUUAGGGGGGAAAAAUCAUAUAGGGGGGAUUAUGAGUGGGAUCGAGUUCAGCUUCAAACUACUCAACAUUUAUCUAUCUCCUCCGGGAAAGGGAACAGGAAAAAAGGAAGCGUCUUUUCCACUGGAAGGUAA